Molecule: messenger RNA, 884 nt
Organism: Prorocentrum cordatum
Lineage: Eukaryota; Dinophyceae; Prorocentrales; Prorocentraceae
Source: the annotation of a GenBank genome assembly
GCCGUCGGCCGUCGGCUGUCGGUCGUCAGUGGUGGUGGCGGUGGUGGCGGUGGUGGUCGUCGUCGUUGUCGGUCGUCCGUCGUCCGUCGUCCGUCGUCCGUCGUCGUCGGUCGUAGGCCGUCGGUCAUCAUUCCGCCGCACGCGCAGGCCCCGCCCUGCGGCGGAGGCUCCUCGUGUUCGGGAGGCGGCUGUGGGAAUAUGAUGUCCUGCGGCGGCGGAAACGGAUGCGGCAUGGCGGGCAACAUGGGCGGCGGCAUGGUCGGCGGCAUGAGCAGCGGCAUGGGCGGCGGCAUGGGCGGCGGUAUGGGUUGCGGUAUGGGCGGCGGCGUGGGAGGCGGUUGUGGCGGCGGUAUGGGCGGCGGCAUGGGCGGCGGCAUGGGCGGUGGCAUGGGCGGCGGCAUGGGCGGCGGCAUGGGCGGUAUGGGCGGUUGUGGCGGCUGCGGCGGCUGCGGUGGCUGUGGCAGCUCUGGCUGCUGCGGUUGCGGCGGUUGUGGCGGCUGCGGCGGCUCUAGCGGCGGCAUGUGUGGCGGAAUGGGCGGCGGCAUGGGCGGUAUAGGCGGUUGUGGCGGUUGCGGCGGUUGUGGCAGUUGCGGUGGUUGUGGCGGCUCUGGUUGUUGCGGUUGCGGCGGCUGUGGCGGUUGCGGCUGCUCUGGUUGCGGCAUGUGUGGCGGAAUGGGCGGCGGACUGUGUGGCGGAAUGGGCGGUGGAAUGGGUUGUGGCAUGGGCAUGUGUGGCGGAAUGGGCGAGGAGAUGCAGAUGCAGCAGGACACGCUUCCUCCUUUGGCGGUGGUGGUCGCGCGCCGGGAUGUUCUGAGAAGGGAAGAGAGGAGGCGGUGCUUCCUCUCCCGUCCCAUUUCCUCCUUCGCCCCCACCCUCCGUCUCCU